This is a messenger RNA of Chrysochloris asiatica (Cape golden mole), 1538 nucleotides long. RefSeq names its product SH3-domain binding protein 5 (BTK-associated) (gene SH3BP5). Bases 183 to 1538 code for a protein of 451 amino acids. The transcript is spliced from 9 exons. Gene Ontology annotation, biological process: negative regulation of protein tyrosine kinase activity; intracellular signal transduction. Lineage: Eukaryota; Metazoa; Chordata; Mammalia; Afrosoricida; Chrysochloridae. Gene Ontology annotation, molecular function: protein kinase inhibitor activity. The record is from RefSeq and is a predicted model, not a curated record. Gene Ontology annotation, cellular component: cytoplasm.
UCGGCUCGCCAGGGUCGGAGGAAUUCACAUCCGCGAGCUGGUGUCGGCCACUGCGGCUCCCGGUCCGUGUCGGGCUGUGGCGAGGCGGCUCCGGCAAGCCUGCGGCGGCCGCGACCCCUCCAGCGCUCCGGAGCCCACGGCACGGUUCGCGUUUCGGCUGCAGCUCUCGCAUUCCUGCCCGCAUGGACGCGGCGCUGAAGCGGAGUCGCUCCGAGGAACCAGCCGAGUUCCCGCCGCCGGCCGGGGACGCAGAGGAGGAGGACGUGGAAGGGAUGGAGCAGGGACUGGAAGAGGAAGAGGAGGUGGACCCUCGGAUCCAGGGAGAACUGGAGAAGCUAAAUCAGUCCACGGAUGAUAUCAACAGACGGGAGACUGAACUUGAGGAUGCUCGACAAAAGUUCCGCUCUGUUCUGGUUGAAGCAACGGUGAAGCUGGAUGAACUGGUGAAGAAAAUAGGCAAAGCCGUGGAAGAUUCGAAGCCCUUCUGGGAGGCACGAAGGGUGGCGAGGCAGGCACAGCUGGAAGCUCAGAAAGCCACGCAAGACUUCCAGAGGGCCACUGAGGUGCUCCGGGCCGCCAAGGAGACCAUUUCCCUGGCCGAGCAACGGCUGCUGGAGGAUGACAAGCGGCAGUUUGACUCAGCCUGGCAGGAGAUGCUGAAUCACGCCACUCAAAGGGUCAUGGAGGCAGAACAGACCAAGACCAGGAGUGAGCUGGUGCAUAAGGAGACAGCGGCCAGGUACAACGCUGCCAUGGGCCGGAUGCGGCAGCUGGAGAAGAAGCUCAAGAGAGCCAUCAACAAGUCCAAGCCUUAUUUUGAACUCAAGGCGAAGUACUAUGUGCAGCUUGAGCAACUGAAGAAGACUGUGGAUGACCUGCAGGCCAAACUGGCCCUGGCCAAAGGCGAGUACAAGACAGCCCUGAAGAACCUGGAGAUGAUCUCAGACGAGAUCCAUGAAAGGCGGCGCUCCAGUGCCAUGGGGCCCCGGGGCUGUGGUGUUGGGGCCGAGGGCAGCAACAUGUCUGUGGAAGACCUGCCUGGAGGCAAGCCUGAGCUGGAUGCAGUUUCUGUUGCCUCAGAGGCCUUUGAAGAUGACAACUGCAGCAACUUCGUAUCUGAAGAUGACUCGGAAACCCAGUCUGUGUCCAGCUUUAGUUCUGGACCAACAAGCCCAUCUGAGAUGCCUGACCAAUUUCCUGUGGUUGUGAGGCCUGGCAGCCUGGACCUGCCCAGCCCUGUGUCUCUGUCGGAGUUUGGGAUGAUGUUCCCAGUGUUGGGUCCUCGCAGUGAAUGUAGUGGGGCCUCCUCUCCAGAAUGCGAGGUAGAACGAGGGGACAGGGCAGAAGGGGCAGAGAAUAAAACAAGUGACAAAGCCAACAACAAUCGGGGUCUCAGCAGCAGUGGUGGUGGUAAGAACCAAAGCCGCCUGGCCACUGAGGGCCCUGCCAUGGAGACCCGGAUGAAGCAGCUCUCCCUCCAGUGCUCCAAGGGAAGAGACGGAAUCAUUGCCAACAUAAAAAUGGUGCAGAUUGGUUGA